Prunus armeniaca (apricot) is the source of this 1122-nucleotide messenger RNA. The record is from the annotation of a GenBank genome assembly. NCBI's taxonomy places the organism in Eukaryota, Viridiplantae, Streptophyta, Magnoliopsida, Rosales, Rosaceae.
AUGGCUGCUUUGUUGGGACAGUCUGAAAUGGUGGAGUACCUGUACCCUAAAACUUAUGAAAUAUUUGACGAAAGGGACCGCAAUGCGCUGUUUUUUACUUGUGUCGAUACAGAUUUAGCCAUGAAGAUGUUAGGAAAUUAUACAGCAUUAGCUACGGUUCGUAAUGGGGAAAAUGAAACAGCCUUGCAUGUCUUGGCUCGAAGGCCUUCAGAAUUUGCUAGCCAAAGUUCAGGAUUGUGGAGUAGAAUCACCAAUUCAUUUCAGAAGUUUGCAUACAAGGGAAACUCGAAGCAAACCAAAGCCCUUCAACUAGUUCAACAGCUUUGGAAAGAAAUCUUAAAACUUGACGACCAAGUGGUCAUGAGCUUGAUAAAAUAUCCUUCACAACUACUAUUUGAAGCUACAAGAUUAGGAAAUUUCGAAUUCCUGGCUGCGCUUUUAAGCGCUUAUCCUGAUUUAUUCUGGGAACUCGACGAAAACAAAUGGAGUAUAAUCCAUGUUGCAGUUUUGCAUCGUCAUGCAAGUAUCUUCAAUCUAGUGCAUGAGAUAGGCUUUAUCAAGGACUUCAUAACUGCAAUGAGUGAUGAUGAGGAUAACAACAUAUUACAUCUGGCUGCAAAAUUAGCACCUCAAAAUCAACUCAAUCUUGUGUCAGGAGCAGCUCUUCAAAUGCAGCGAGAGCUAGUAUGGUUUGAGGAAGUUAAAAAGAUUGUGCAACCUCUCUCUACAGAGAUGAAAAAUAAGAAUGGCAAAACACCGAGAGAAUUAUUCACCAGUGAACAUGAGGGGUUAUUGCAUAAAGGAGAAUCAUGGAUGAAGAACACUGCAAAAUCGUGCAUGCUUGUCGCAACCAUUAUUGCCACUGUCGUGUUUUCGGCUGCAUUUAGCAUACCAAGCGGAGUAGCCCUCUUUUCCUCUUCAACUUCCAUGCUGAUGUUCUUGUACAUCCUCACCUCGCGGUAUGCAGAAAAUGAUUUUCUCAAAUCCUUACCGUUGAAGUUAAUGGUAGGACUCGCAUCACUCUUCAUCUCCAUGACAUCCAUGAUGAUAGCCUUCAGCACAGCCUUCUAUUUAUCUCGUCACUACGGAUUAGUCUUAUAUUUCAGCCAAGAAAACAUAUGA